Pseudo-nitzschia multistriata is the source of this 535-nucleotide messenger RNA. Lineage: Eukaryota; Bacillariophyta; Bacillariophyceae; Bacillariales; Bacillariaceae. The record is from the annotation of a GenBank genome assembly.
CACACAACAUAAAAUCCAAAAUCCAAUUCGGAUACUAAUAAAAAUACUUGCAAAACUAUCCAUCCUCUUUUCCAACGAUCACCAUGAAGCUCGCUGUAACCCUUUUGCUUGCUCUAUUUGCCGUCGCAACCGGGUACGUUUAAUAAAUCUGCAUACUGAUGCCUUUGGCRAGAACUUGAUACAUUAUGCUCUCGGUUGAAAUACUCGUCUAACUUAGUGUUGUCUGUCGUUCACACUACAACGCGGAAAAUCAAUGACUGCGAUGACAAAAUAUAAUAUGUUACUCUUUUUCGUCCAAUCGCAGGCAGACUACCAAUACUAAGGUCUUCUUCGAUAUAGAUAUUGGAGGGACCGCAGCGGGACGCAUUGUAAUGGGUCUCUUCACCGAAGAUGUUCCAAAAACCACUGAAAACUUCCGCGCCCUUUGUACUGGUGAAAAGGGAGUCGGAAAAACAGGAAAGCCUCUGCAUUUCAAGGGCAGCACAUUCCACCGAAUCAGUGAGUCAUGAUAAUUUCUCUGAAGUUGAUGUUUGAU